AUGCCACCCAAGUCACAGAAAUCCGUGGGUGGAAAGGGGAGAUCAGGGGACGACAGCAAGGAAGACCCAUUGCAAGCAGUGCUCAUUACGGACACUUUCGAAACCAGAUUUGCACCAUUUACGCUUGAACGACCGCGAUGUUUGCUGACCUUGGCCAACACUCCGCUCAUCGAGUAUAGCCUAGAGUACCUUGCAAGUGCGGGAGUUCAGGUGGUAUAUAUCUAUGCUGGAGCUCAUGUCGACCAAGUCGAAACAUACAUCGAGGCAUCCCGGUGGAAGUCACCUAAGUCACCAUUUGACAACAUCACAUUCCUCAGGUGUGUGGCCAGCUCGGUCGGCGACGUCAUGCGGGAUCUGGAUCAAAAGCAUUUGAUGGCAGGCGAUUUUAUCUGCAUGAGUGGUGAUGUUGUCUCUAACUUUCCCAUCGAGAAGGCUCUGAAGCAGCACCGAAAUCGUAGAGAAAAGGACAAGAAUGCUAUUAUGACCAUGGUUCUCCGCGAAACCCAACCCGGCACUCAUGACCAUGCCGGAGGAAUCGUGCCAACGUUCAUCCUAGAUCCGACCAAAGACCGCUGCCUUCAUUACGAAGAGGCGGUCGCUGGUACCCAAUUCACCGGCCAUGUUGACCCAGAAAUUCUAAAGUCCCCCGAAAUAGACGUCAGACAGGAUCUCAUCGAUUGCAGAAUCGACAUCUGCACCCCAGACGUUCUCAGUCUCUGGUCCGACAAUUUCGACAACCAGGCACCACGGAAAGACUUUUUGUACGGAGUCUUGAAAGACUACGAAUUGAACGGCAAAACAAUCCACACUUAUAUCGUGACAGACUAUUACUCCUCACGGGCUGCGGAUUUUUGGUCGUACGAUGCUAUCUCGCAGGACCUGAAGCAAGGUCUGGUCACGUCGUUGGCAAUUGAAAAUAAUGUCUUCGCAGACACCCAUUAUGAGCGCUCGCCAUCCGGUGACAUCCUCGACCGUAAAGUCAUCAGGGCCCGCCCCACGAGGAUUGCCGCCGGUGCCAUUGUUGGCCCAGAAUCCAGUAUUGGGACCGGGUGCAACAUAGUCAACAGUAUCAUAGGCCAGCGGUGCCACAUUGGAAAAAACACACAAAUUGAUGGUGGCUAUAUCUGGGAUGAUGUUACUGUUGGCAAAAACGUCAAAAUCUCAAGAGCAAUUAUCGGUCAUGAAGCUUUCAUUGGCGACAACAGUACUAUCGGAGAAGGUGCACUUAUCUCAUUUGGCGUCAAGAUCGCCCCGGGAACGACGGUCAUGCCAGGCGCAAGAAUCUGCACAACCCAGCAAGGUUCAGCUGCAGUAAACGACCAGGCGUUAGUGGGCAGCGAAGGGGGAGAAGGCCAUGCAUACGUCGAAGAUGAGGACGAUCUGGAUGGUUCAAGAAUAUCCAGACUGGUGUAUGGGAAAGCAGAGUUCGCAGAUUCGUUAUCCACGCUAGCCUCCGACAUCUCGCAAGACGAGCUUUCUUCGAGAAGUGACUCUCGGCGGCAGAGCUUCGCUACUUCUAUCUCAGACGAAGACAUCACAGACCGCUUCCAGCAUGACACAGUUGCAAUCUUAGUUCAGCGCAUGCAGGAAGGAAAGCAGGCAGACGACAUGCUGAGUGAAUUGAUGGGCCUUCGAUUUAGCGGUGGUGCCGAUGAAGUUCAGGUCCGCAAAGCUGUCGCCAUUGCUCUGAUGAAGCACAUCCACAGCGAGAUCGAGGCCGGCCUGUCCGCAGCGGAUGCCAGCAGGCGAGUUCUGAGCGCAUAUCACACUCUUAUCCGCCGCAAGGGGGCGUCCCAAGCCACGGAAGAGCAAGUCUCGUUCUUGUUAGACGCACAGACAGACUUGACUCGCAGACAGGAUGGAGGGAAGAUUCUGUUGUUUGUCAUAAAGGACUUGUACGAUCUGGAGGUUUUUGGCGAGGAAGCUUUCACUGAAUGGUGGGAGGAUGAGAGGUCGAGUAGUGAGCCCGGCUUAGCUGCCGUGAGGGAGCAGAGCUCGCAGUUUAUUGACUGGCUGGAGAAUGCAGAGAGUGAAAGUGAGAGCGACGAUGAAGAGGAUGAAGAUGACUGA
Molecule: messenger RNA, 2070 nt
Organism: Exophiala spinifera
Lineage: Eukaryota; Fungi; Ascomycota; Eurotiomycetes; Chaetothyriales; Herpotrichiellaceae
Exons: 1
Coding region: 1-2070 (689 amino acids)
Biological process (GO): biosynthetic process
Cellular component (GO): eukaryotic translation initiation factor 2B complex
Molecular function (GO): translation initiation factor binding; translation initiation factor activity; guanyl-nucleotide exchange factor activity
Source: RefSeq, a predicted model, not a curated record